AUGCCGGCACCCACGAGCAUCCUUUCAUCCCCCUUCGAGUCGAGAAACACCUCCCGGAACGUCUCUCGCGACGCCUCCCGCCACGGGCCCGGAGGGGGAGGGCACUCGGCCUCGGGGCUGGCCACGUACGCCGAAGACCAGGAGGAGUCGAAGCACCCCGACGGUGACGGCGAUGUUGCGGCGGCGGCGGUGGCUACCUCCGCCGCGCAAUCGGCGGCGGCGGCGGCGGCGGCGAUGGCGGCCGCUUGGUCGGGCGGCAUGGCCUCCAUCACACCGGUGAGCACGAACGCCGCGACAACAACGACCACGGGUUCGGUAACAACAGCAACAACGACAACGGCGGCGACGGCGGCGGCGACGGCGGUGACCGGGGGUAUGGAGCAGGCAUCGGCGGCAGUAAUGACACCGGAGGUGGUGCUCUCCGUCCCCGCCAACCGGCAAGAACAAGCCGCCGCGGCGCCGCGCGAUGGGGUUGCCGUAGCGACGGCGGUAGCGGUCGGGGUGAGGGCGGUGGAGGACGGUGAGGGCGAGGCCGAGGAGGCCUCCAGGGCGGGGGCGCGGAGCCGGCAGCGGCCGCCGCCGCCGCCUGGAACCGGCGUCCACGCCGACCCGUCUAGCCACCAGCACAAGCGGCCGGUGCAAAGCGCCAAGGACCAGAACCCUCUGGCGCUGCCGUGGUUCACGGGGAAGCACACGAGCCCGUGCUCCGUCUGUGAGGACCUCUGGAGGGUGGCCUGGAGCGCGCGGGAAGACUUCCUGAGGGACCUUGGGAGAGCCGAGGGGCAGAAGGGUUACAACCUCGUGGCCAGUUCCGGCGACAACUUGAGGCUCUACGCAGCGGCGAACAUGUUCUGGGGGGGGCAGGCGAUCCGCCUUCGCGUUGAGAUGGAGGUGGCGGUCCCGCUAGGGUUUGCUAUGCGUUGGCUGGCGUCGCUGACGGCGAGGGGGGGGGUGUACUACCCCUACAGCGACACCGUCCCCUGUGACAUGGUGGAGUCGAGCAACGGCGCGCUCAGCGUCGCGUGCUCGCACUGGACGACCAACCUCUCGGGGACAAGGCGGUGCACGCUGCUGCGAUACGUGUCCGAGGACGGGUCUCCACCACCAGGCGUUGCGGACGACCCCUCCUUGGCCGGCAAGCCACGGGACUCCCGCCCCACGAUCGUGUUCACGACCAUCGAGCACCCCAUCAUGCGGGAGUGGGCGCUGGCAGGGGUGGACGUGGAGGUGUUCCCUUCUGGUCUUGUGCUUGAGGAGAUGGAGUCUCCGGCGGGGCCCGUGACAAGGGUUCAUGGGCUGAUAGGGUGGGACAACAAGGGGACUCUGCAGCACAUGGCCAAGAUGAGCUACAUGACGGAGAGAGCGGACCGGUUGGAGGGACUCGGGCAACACCUGAGGGCCAUGGAGCGGGGGUAUCUGGAGCAGCAGGCCGGAAACGGUGACUCGUCGGUCCUGGGGCCCACGGACCCCCCACCGAAGCAGCAAUCCGCGAGGCCCCCCAGUACCCCCAUCAGCCGGGGACCCGGCUUCCCCGCUGUUCGGCGUCGGUCGACCGGCGGCCGCUUCGAAACCGCCACCGCCGCCGGCAAGGCAUGGAGCGGGGGAGGCGGCGGGACCCCUUCCCGUUCGGGGGGGGCGGCGGGGACGCUGUUGAGCGCAUCCCCGGGUUCUCCGCCGACGAAUUUAUCUCCGCUUCCCGCGAAGACGGCGGGGUUUGCACCGUCGGAAGACGACGGCGGGGCGGCCGGCGGCGGCGGUGGCAGCAGCAGCCUCAUUGGCGUGGCGGACUGGAUUCCCCCCCCGGGUCACCGCACGAUACCCUCGCCGGCCCGGGCGGCGGAGCUAGAAGCGGAGGUUGCGUUCCUGACCCGGCAGCUGUCGGUGCGGCAGUCCCUAGAGGAGAGGCUCAAGGGGUCGGAGUCGGAUAAGGCCAGGCUCAUCACUAAGCUUGCUACGGCACAGGCGGAUGCCGCUCGACGAGCCGAGUCUCUGGAAGUCAUUCUUCAGGAAACGAGCGAGAAACUCGCCGCUGCGGAGCAGCAGGUCGUCACCACCCAGAAACUCCUGGCCGACGCCGAGGAGCGGGCGAGGACCGCCCAGCGAGAUCUCAGGCUCUCCCGCGAGGCCCUCCGCCUGCUGGUGGGGAGGACGCAGGAGAUGGGCGUGAGGUUCGCGCUGGACACGCUCAAGUACUCGGAGGACGAGGAGGUUGCGGUGUUCAUGCUCCACCUUGUGCAGGGACUGAGACACGAGGCCCAGUCGUCGACCAACCCGCGAGGAGGACAAGGGCCAUCAUCCAAAGCUCCCGGUCGCGCUGGUUCUUUCUUUGUCGAGAGCGGCGGUCCCGCCCCCUCCAGCGGUCCGGGCGAGAACACGUCGAGCCUUGCCCGCGUCCUGUUCAAGUCGACCACAUCGAAUAACACGUCUUCCGGCGGGAAGCCGCAGCAACAGGGGGGCGGCAGCAGCAAGGGAAAGGGCGAGGGCGGGGAGCUUUCGCAGCUGGCGGUUCUGCUGAUCAGCCGGGCGUGCGAGAACGAAGUGGUGGCUAACUUCCUCUUCUGGUACCUCAAGCUAGAGGCUGAGGGAGAUGCCACGCUGCGACCGAUGUACUCGAGGGUGCGGAAGGCGCUGAUGGAAAGCCUGGCGAGGAAAAACGCACCCUUUGCGGGGGCUCUAAAGGCGGCGGAGGCUUACGUGCAGGCCAUAUCGGCGGCCCACAAGAUGGUGAAGAAGAAGGGGGGGAGGGCUCCCGCUAAGACGGCGAGGCUUAAGGGGAUUCUCGCGGAGAGACGACUGCACGUCGUGCCGAGCCUCGGCGAGACCGCUGUGGUUCCGCUGCCGCUGGAUCCGCACACAACCGUUUUGGGACUUAGACCUUCGACGGCGUACACGUUCCCGUCAGCGAUGAGCCCGUGCGUCGUGGAGUUUGUGCUGAGCGACUCCGUGGGCCCGGGCUUCAAGGGGGAUGAUCUGCUGCUAGAGCCGUGCGACGAGAAGCCUAGGAUGGUGACCGACAUCAGCGAAGCCGACCUGAAGUCUUGGAGCGGCGCCGGCCCCUUGCCGAGAGUACGAUCCAGCUCGGUCGGGGCGAUACUCCACGUCGAGUCUGCCGUUGUCGAGGCGUGGGAGGAGGAGGAGAGCCCGGCACCUACGGAAGAGUCGUCCGCACACACCGCACAGACGGCCGCCCUUGAAGACGACCGAGAUAACGAUGAGGGGGGGGGAGACAACGAUGACGAGGACGAAUCGUUCCUGGACAGACGACGUAUCAGCGCCGACGCGGGUUCGUUCAACUCGCUGGAGGAAACCAACUCCGAGACCUCCCCUGCGGUCAAGCGGUUUCGUGAUCUCAGCGAGGCCGCCGUGGAUGCAGAGGACGUCGACGGUGACGCUGUCAAGCUCAGGUUCAAGACCACCAAUCCCUCCCCACAAGGCGGCAAGAGGAACAGGGGCAAGAAGGGUGGUGGCAGCGGCGCGCCAUUGUCGAGGGCAGAGAGCGAGCGGUCAACUCUCGCGCGACAGGCCUCCGGCGAUCUCACCAAGCUGCGGUUAUGGGAGCAGAUGCAGGUGUUGGGGGCGGCAAGUCAGGACAGGGGGAGCUACCUAGCCAUCUUCAAGGCAAGUCCUAACGGGGAAGACGUGCGGCAGGACCAGCUGGCGGUGCACAUGGUGUCUCUCAUGGACAGGCAGCUCAAGGAGGCCGGCCUCGACCUCAAGCUCAAGUCUUAUCGGGUGCUGGCGACAAGCUUGACAACCGGGAUGAUCGAGUUCGUCCCUGGCUCGGUUCCCAUGUCCGCCGUGCUCGCCACGCACAACAACAGCGUGCUGGACUUUUUGCGGCACCACAACGCGGACCCCGGCGGGCCCCUGGGCAUGAAGCGCGAGGCGCUCGACAACUUCACCAGAAGCUGCGCCGGCAGCUGCGUGGUGACGUACCUCCUCGGCGUGGGAGACCGUCACCUGGACAACCUCAUGCUGCUGCCGGAGGGGGUGUUGUUUCACAUCGACUUCGGGUACUUGUUCGGCAAGGACCCGAAGCUCAUGCCACCCCCCUUCCGGUUAACGAAGGAGAUGGUGGAGGCCAUGGGGGGAACCGAGGCGCCGCACUACACCGUGUUCAAGUCGCUCUGCUGUCAGGCAUACCGACAUCUCCGCAAGUCUGCGCACCAGUACCUGAACCUGCUGUCUCUCAUGUCGGGGGCGGGCAUCAAAGACCUUUCGGACGACCCUGCGGCGGUGCUGCAGCUGGUGCAAGACCGGUUCAAGCUGGACCUCACGGACGAGCAGGCCGACGCGCACUUCCUCUCGCUCGUGUCGCAGAGCAUGACCGCCCUGGCGCCGAGGGUGCUGGAGGUCAUGCACCAGAUCAGAGUCGCCGCAAGAUAACCUUUAUGCCAGCCCCCUAUUAAUAGUUCAUCCGCCCUCUAAAGACCCAGGUGUCAGUUGGAGGUAGCGGCAGUUUGUUUACGUCAUAGUUCUUGUGUGUCAGUUCCCGUGAGAGAUAAGAGAGAAAUAAGCUUUUAGUAGCCUUCGUAGAAGCCGUACCUGUAAGUGGUGAGAGGAGUUUUUGCCCGUGCGCGGGGGAGGGCAUUCCAGGCCCCAACCCGUCGCACCCAACGGACGAGUGGUGCACUACCCCUUCCCUCCCAUCGACUGCUGUUGUCGGACUCCGUACAACAGUUUUUAGUGUACGUCGGCUGGAUGUGCCGUCCUCAAGAGGAAUGGGGCGACGGGUCCGGUCAUGCUGAUUGUCGGCUGGGUUGUGGGUUCGUUUUUUUUCCUCGUGUAGCGGAGGGCUGUGCGUGCGUGCGUGCGUGUUGCGACACGCGAAGAUCAGUCGGCCUCUCUGACGCCUACAGGGGGGCCGCCGAGAAGGAGCGGGGGGGUUGAUUUGAGGCCCCGGGCGAUUCCUGGGUUCUGCGAAAGUUUUGAGGGGAAGACGGAUGGAUGAAGCGUUGGGCUGGCUGUCUUUUGGCCAUCUGCUUCCUAGUCGAGAGCUGCGUCUCGCCGGUGGUUUCGUGUCACCUAGACUAGAGGGCGUUUUGUUUUCGUUGUUGGCGGUUGAAGGAAGGAUUGUGUGGAAGUUAUGGCAACGCGGGGAGCGAUUCUUGUGUACCGUUAAGUCGUGGAGAUGUGUAGUGCUGAUGCAGCAGAGUGGCAGAGCAGGGGGAGGGGGGGGGGGGGGGUACUUUUAGUCGUGAGUACACCCCCCCCGGCAGGAGAAUGCUUUUGACGUCCAGCAGUGAGUUGCUUGGCUCAGUUUUUGACGCGCGGUCCUGUUGUUGUAUGGGAAAGUAAGUGUGGGUGAACGGACGUGCGCAUUUGUGUGUUGGAUGGGUGUCAACGUCGUUGUGUUUUUGCCGCAGCCAACCACUACCGUCUGCCUUGACGUAUUCUGUCGAUUUGUUAUCAUUUGGCUUUAGAGGUAAACGAUACUACGAUGCCUAGGGUCGUUGACGACGUCAUUGCAGAGAUGUGUUCGCAAGACUUUUUUUCUCCGGUUUUCGGUGUACCUGCGUAAUACAGAAGGUAAGGCGCACCGACUUUUGUAAGACUUAAAUCACAGUCCGCCGUUUGAUGUCUGCAGCUGAAAGCUCGUCAUGCAGGUGUUCCCUGUGAACCAACCCGUUAGUGUAUGUGUGUGUGUGUGUUUCGACUCGUCCGUCGUUUCUCCCGUAUUUUAUGUGUGUGUCCAGCAUCGACAGACAGCAGAACUGUCGUAGUUGUACGGUGGGUGUGCGAGCGGGCGGGACGCUUUCGUUUGGCACCCCGUUGUUUACCGCAUCCUCACCCAUAUCCAUCUCCGUAGAUAGACCGGCAAAGUACACAAACUAACGCGUGCGCGCUGUAGCCAUCGGUUUUUCGGGGUACAAGUAAAUCAAGUGUUUCCCUACCAAAGACUUCCAAAAGACUAAUGCUCGCUCCCGCAGUGUCUCUUUUUCUUGCUUGCGGGCGUUUUCACUAGCUACCCCCGUCUUCGACUGAGUGGGUGUAAGCUCGUUACCGUCCGUGAACGAGCUGCGGGCGAGGUGCAAUGGGCGCGCUUUUUUUCCUUGUCAGUCAACGUUUCGAGGGAUCGGGAUAAAACCUUGUUUGUUUUCGGCCGAGUGAGUCUUGUCGAUCAAACCUCAAACCAUCAUCUGUGAACCUGUCGGCUUUCCACUCGGAGGAAGCACGCCCGAUAGUUGAGCUGCGGCGGCAAAGGCGGCUUUUUCGCCGUUUUUUUCUCGACCAUCCCCCGUUCUUCGAAGAACGCUUAUCACCUGACCCCCGCCGUCCACACAACUUGUUUGCCAGAGAGAGAAUCAAAAGGUGCCCGCAGUUUUCUGAUGGGCCAAUUUUUCCAAACGAAAUUUGUUUGGCCUUAAAAUUCCUCGUCUAAUAACCCUGGUUUGUUACAAACAAAAAACAAGUAGUGCAACAAACAAGCGUCGGGAGGUUUCAGACAGCCCCCCUUUCCCCCCAUACCAUAACGCCUGCACACAGGAUCGCGUGUACAGACGUCACGAACGACAUGCUCUUGAUCUCAACACUGCCACUCUUCUCCGUACACUCUCCGGGAAGCCGAUGAUGAUAGAUGGGCUCUCUCAAUUUCACCGUUCCACAGAAGUAAAAAAUUGUGUGUAGCCACAUUCUGUCGGUAGCUCCGAAUCACGUGAUUUAUUUUUGCCGACACCGACACCAUCGCAUUCCUGCAUGCAUAAACAUCUACUUUAUUGUACAGUGAACCCGCCGUAGAUGACACGUCAUGUCGACCAGGGAUUUUUGGUCAAUCUGAAAACAAUCUCCUAAA
Molecule: messenger RNA, 6793 nt
Organism: Ectocarpus sp. CCAP 1310/34
Lineage: Eukaryota; Phaeophyceae; Ectocarpales; Ectocarpaceae
Source: the annotation of a GenBank genome assembly